AACAUGCAUUCAUCCUUGCUCUGCCAAAUCUCACUCAGCUCUCUCCCCCACUCUCCCAAUCUCACUCUCCUCUCCUCGUUCUAACUUGUAACUAUGAAUCGUAACUAAACAAACUAUACCUGUAUAUCUCUAAUAAAGCCCAAACUAUAGUCACUUUGAAAGUUUUAAACAUACAACAUAAUCAUUAUUUUAGCUCAAGAUAUUUGGGCUAUUGAGUAGCUGAGGCCAGAGUGGAUGUUUUACGUUCACCAAAUAUACCCAUCACCAGAAAGGAAUCAACCCAACCAACAUUCAGCCUAAAACAUUGGUGCCGAUAACAUCAUAAUCCAAAAAUGGCUAACCGUUUUGGUGUCAAGUUACAGAGCCGGCUGCCAAAUUUGGCUGGCAUUUACCCAUUUUCAGUACCAAUAAAAACUCCCACUUCAGUUCCAUGUUCUGCAGAGACUCAAAAGUCAAGAGUUGUUGGUAAGAAGAAGAGGAGAGCUUUUGGGUGCAGGAAUAUUCAUCGUAGAGUAUUACUAGGAAUUGGGGUAUCUUUGUGGUCUCAGUUCUUGAGCAUGGCUGGCAAUGUAGGUUCUAAAUCCUUCAUGGCUUCUGCAAGACAGAAGGGUGAAAUUGAGCAGGUUUUGAAGAAUGUUGAAUGGCCAAAACAAUUUCCUUUCAAGGAUGAGGAUUUCCAGCGGUUUGAUGAAUCAUCAGAUACAUUAUUCUAUGAAAUGCCACGUUUCGUGACACAUAUUGAUGAUCAAGCCAUUUCUGCACUUACCAAGUAUUACUCAGAGGUCUUGCCUUCUAGAAACACUCCAGGAGUAGCAAUACUUGAUAUGUGCAGUAGCUGGGUAAGUCAUUACCCUUCUGGGUACAAGCAAGAAAGGAUGGUUGGAAUGGGUAUGAAUGAAGAAGAGCUUAAGCGAAAUCCAGUUCUAACGGAGUAUGUAGUUCAAGACUUGAACAAUAAUCCUAAGCUCCCAUAUGAAGAUAAUACCUUUGAUGUCAUAACCAAUGUGGUUAGUGUUGAUUAUUUAACAAAGCCUCUUGAUGUUUUCAAAGAAAUGUCUCGUGUUCUUAAGCCUGGUGGUCUUGCAAUUAUGAGACUCUGCCUGUAUACCAGUUUCUCGAACCGCUGCUUUUGGACAAAGGCUAUCUCGAUAUGGACAUCAACUGGAAAUGCUGAUCAUGUUAUGAUAGUUGGGUCUUAUUUCCAUUAUGCUGGAGGAUUUGAACCUCCACAGGCUGUGGAUAUAUCUCCAAACCCUGGGCGCUCAGACCCCAUGUAUAUAGUGUAUUCCAGGAAGAUAGCGACAGCAUAAAUUCAACUAUUGUUCUACUGCAUUAAGCUCUUCUGUUUCAGCUAUAGAGUUUUCUUGUGCCAUUGAUCAAGAAUGUAUUUGUUUCUGUAUCUCUAUCUCUCCUGAUCUGAGAGAAAAUGUAUUUGUUCAUCGUGAAAUUGGUCCAUUGGUACAGUUGAAUUUCUAGGGGUUCAAGAACAUGUAUUACGAUUUAACCUUAUUUUAA
Messenger RNA from Capsicum annuum, 1515 nucleotides. RefSeq lists its product as uncharacterized. The record is from RefSeq and is a predicted model, not a curated record. The coding region runs from base 333 to 1310 and encodes 325 amino acids. Gene Ontology annotation, molecular function: S-adenosylmethionine-dependent methyltransferase activity. Lineage: Eukaryota; Viridiplantae; Streptophyta; Magnoliopsida; Solanales; Solanaceae. The transcript is spliced from 8 exons.